Messenger RNA from Schizosaccharomyces octosporus yFS286, 2921 nucleotides. RefSeq lists its product as uncharacterized. Lineage: Eukaryota; Fungi; Ascomycota; Schizosaccharomycetes; Schizosaccharomycetales; Schizosaccharomycetaceae. The record is from RefSeq and is a predicted model, not a curated record. Bases 265 to 1083 code for a protein of 272 amino acids. The transcript is spliced from 2 exons.
CACUUAGAUGUCAAAUGGGUUGGAUGACUGCUUCACCUCUGCAAAGCUCUAGUCUUUGCCAUUGAGGGCUUAUUUUCUGGGUUUCAAGACUCUUUUUAGCAUUCCUACUUUAAUGUAUAAACCAAAUUGAUAUGGCAUCUUUUUGUUUUCGAAAUUGCACGCUUUUUGGUCCUUUUACUUUGUAAUCAAUAAUUUUCGCAGUAACUUACUGAUCAAGCAAAAGUGGUUGAGUAACUCUUUGAGUCACUGCUACGUUCAACAAAAAUGGAUCAAAAAGAAAAGGAAGGACAUCAAAAACCUGUCGAACCAGCAAAAGUUGCUUGUUUGAGCUCUUCUACAAGUUCUGAGAACUGCUUACCUAAAUACAGCGAAAUCCCAUAUUCUCAUGUUGACAAUAUGGAGAAGGGUAGUUUACGUUUACAGUCCGAUCCAGAUCCAGUUCCACCAUACUCAAGAAGACAUCAAGAAGCUUCUAUUCACAUGGCGCAAGGAAACGGUUUCUUUAUUCUUUUACGAGAUGUCUUGUCGGCAUUGUUGUGGUUAAUUUUCUGGCCGGCAAAAAUUGUGAGAAUCCCGGAAGCACAACGAAGACAGGAAAAUGAAACUGCUCGGCUUAGUUUCUGCUUUAUUAUUUCGGUAAUGGUAGACUUUUGGUUUUCUUACAAAUACCUUGUCCCCUUUAUAAAGGAAUCAAUGAAAGAAUCUGUAAGGUUAUGGUUUCAGAUUACUGUAGCAGCUGUUCUUGUCAUCGUGGCUUUCUACAUGUUUCUAUAUGUUUGUUCAUUGUUGGUGGAUUUUAUCGUUAUACUUAUUCCUCUAGUUGCUUCUGGGGGUUCUUCACUGUUUUCUGGAAUCAAUAGUGCUGUUACGAGUGCUCUAGGUUUCAGGAUGCCGUCAGAAAGAAACGACUUGACGGCUGAUAAUUGUAUCCCAUUAAACAGCAUGUCAUCAGAGCCUGAAUAUCAAUUUAAUGAUUGUAGUGAUAAUACUUUGGAGCAACCGUCCUCUGAACAUUCUGAACAAUCUCCAGGGUUACGGCGGGAACCUGGUCAGUCUAGGGAUGUGGAAAACAGUGAGAGUUGAUUGAUACGUAAAGUUAAUUUUUAUAUUGCCCAAUCUUUUCGAUUGUUCUCCUGCAUGCUUUUGCGUAUGUUUGUGUUUGUGUUUGUGUUUGUGUUUAUGUUUAUUUCGUCCCUGCAUAUUUAUUUUAAGAAUGCAUUUUGCAUGACGAAUUCUCCUGAAUGGCGUCCGUUUUCUUGAUUUACUUGAUCUCUUCAACCUUGGAUAAGUAAGGAUGCUUAUUACUGGAUGAUAUUGUCAUUGUAUCUGCAUAGCUAGGUUCAAUUGCUUAUUUUUAUUUAUUCGUUUGAAACUCUAUUUUCUGAUCUUUGUUAUUCGUUUCAUAAGUCUAGGAAGAUCUUUAGUUCUUGAAUUUAAGAGUAGUCAUUGCAUUUCCAACUUCCACCGCUAUUAAUACCUUAAUUAAAGGACCAUGCCGAUGCAAAUGCCAGCCAUAUGCUUUAACAAAGAGCAACGAACAAACGAAACAAACAAAAAAAAAAAGAAAAAGAAUUAAAAACGAAGCGAUAAAAAGCCUACAGCAUCCCGGAUUCCCAUGUUGUCUCCAACCAUAGUACUAACGAGACCCUCAGACGCUUAACUGCAGUGAUCGGACGGGAACUGGUGUUUUCGCCUAGGUGUGGCCGUAGAUGCUUAUUCCUCUACGAUAAAAUUCUUAUAAUGCAUUCUCCCUCCUAAACGAAUACAACCUAUAGAGUGUCAAGGCAAAAAGGUUGGUCAAUGAGACCUUUUUUCACAGACACCGACAACAGCAGGCUUUAUAAUCGCUAGUUGAUUACUUAUCAAGAACUUUCAUCCUUCUAACCACAACACCAUCUUCAUAGUCAGCUAUGGUCAAGAAUGAUUUCGCAACUUCUUAUUGAACCAUUCUUUCCCACCGCCGCUUUGUUUAUUUACAUCAUACAAUCGGAAUACAAUAUAUCGUAGUAUUUAUUCCAUAUCGUAUUGAGAUCGACUAGAACAGAGUGGAACAUAGAGACGCGUGCGACUCAGCCCAGUAGCGGGAUGCUGUACUGUCUGUUCCUUCCUCCUUUGGUGCAUUUGAAUUUUUCAAAGAACCUUGUUUUGUUUUUUCGGAUAGAUAAGCUAUCGUAAAGCGUCCUUUACGAGAUUGGAAGGUAUGCUAUCGCGUGAACAACAAAUCACUCGCUUGUUACUUUGCGACUUUUCUCCAUCAAGGUUCGUGUGGAGAUUCUAUACGUCAUGCAGGUCUCCAAGCAUGCGGAGAAACCAGCCUCUUACGUUCGAUUGGUUCAUCUAAGGUUGGGCAACCUAAUCCCAACCCUAUACCCUUUCAUGUGGCGUCGAGCAAUCCCAUGAUUAGAGAAAAAAUGGACGUCCUCAACCUUAUUUUGAAUUCAUUGGCAUACAACGCUUGCAGGAUUCACAAAUAAAAUAACAUGAAAAGAAAAGAAAAAAAUAAACAAAAAACUCUGCUUCUUUUCUCGAAUUUUUUCAGAAAUAAAAAGAAAAAAACCACUUGUUUUUCUUUAUGUCUCGAUCCACUAUUCCGGAACUUCUGUAAGCUUCCCGGCGGAACAUUCGCUGUUGACUUCCUAAUUCUUUUCUUCCAUAGUCUAGAUUGCAAUCGGUGGACCCCGGCCUUCGUUUACGGUAACAAUUCGCUCAAAAAGGUUUUCUGAUCAACCAAUCACAACCAAUACACCAGUUGUUUUGUUUCCCCACAUCCAAGUAAUGUCAUCGAGUGGUUUCUAGGGAAUCUCCGCAUUGUCCCCGCGCUCCGCCCCUUGGAUGUUUUUCUUGUAUAUUUUUUUACUAUAUAUAUAUCAAGGUCCCAGGCUAUGGAUUCAUCAGCAAACAAGAAAUUUAGAUUUCUAACU